Mobula hypostoma (lesser devil ray) is the source of this 4598-nucleotide messenger RNA. RefSeq names its product tudor domain containing 1 (gene tdrd1). Bases 187 to 2949 code for a protein of 920 amino acids. NCBI's taxonomy places the organism in Eukaryota, Metazoa, Chordata, Chondrichthyes, Myliobatiformes, Myliobatidae. The record is from RefSeq and is a predicted model, not a curated record. The transcript has 22 exons.
GUCGGGAGUGGGUGUUGUGUGCCUAACGGUCGGAGCGCCGGGGGCGAGAAGACGGUCUUUUUUAAACUCUUAAGGAUUACCUUCCAAAGAGAUGUCAGAAGAGAAAAUUGGCUUUUACUAAUUUGAUACUGCAAAAUUUGUAUAACUUAAACCAUAAGAUAGAUUGUAAAAAGUGGCAAGAUAGAGAUGACAAACACCUUGGAUACAGUACCCAAAGUCAUUGAAAGUGAACGUUCCUGUCCUAAUUUUGCAGUUAAUAAAUCUGCAUUUGCUACCUUUCCAAAAAGGAGAAGCUUUAAUAUCUGUGAGCUAGCCAAGCAAUACUCUGCUGUUUCUACUCACCAGUCAAAAUUUAGCAAUGAAGGGAAAUUCAGUGAGAAGAAUGGUGGAUUAUUGCAACAACUGAAUGGACAAAUUCAGCAAAAAUUUUACAUUGAAGGCAGAUAUCAGGGUACAAGUGUUGGUAACUUAAACCGUAAGUUGAAAACACAAAAGCCAUGUAUGGGAGGCAAUCACAGAAACAGUGAGCAGGCAGGGGAAGAGUGGCCACCAACUGGCCGCACUGAUGAGGACAGAGUUCAGCAUCAAACCAUUGCCCCUUUAACUUCUCCAUCAGAAUCGACUGAAAAGAAUCAAGAUGUUUACUUACAGAACUUUAAUCCCAAGAAAAUGUCUGCAACAUCUGCACUGACAUCUUCCAUGCUUUGCAUUUAUUGUGGAUGUCAAGGUUCAAAUCAAUGUUCACGGUGUAAGCAAGCGUAUUGUUCACUUAAGUGCCAGAAGACUGAUUGGCCAGUCCACAGACGUCUUUGUAAACCUCCAAAGCUACUUAAACCUGAGGAUCACCUGAAGUUACCCGAAGAAAUGACGCCCCUGGACAGCAAGGCUAAAUCUUCUCAGUGCAUAAAUACCGAGAAAAUGGCAAAAAAAAUUAAAUUAAAUGACCUGAGAUUCAAAGAAUUGCCAAGGGAAUCAAAGUUGCAGGUGGUUGUUACAGAAUUCAAAGACCCAACUGAGUUUUAUGUGCAAAUUCUGACUCCAGAAAAUUUUGAAACUUUAAGAACAAUUGACUUAUCACUCAUGGAGGUGUUUGCCAAUAUGAAUAACCUGGAUGACUAUAUACCAGAUGAAGGGGAAAUAUGUGCAGCAAAAUUUUCAAGGGAUCAGAAGUGGUAUAGAGCAUUAGUCCAGGGUGUGAAUGUUGCACAGAAGAUGGCCAAUGUUUUGUACAUUGAUUAUGGAAAUGGAGAAAUUGUUCCACUGGACAAGAUUCAGCCACUGGACAUUGAGAUGGCUCUUUCACCACCUUGUGCAAUGAAAUGCUGUGUUGCAAAUAUCCCAAAACACACCAGAUGGAAUGAAGAGUACAUUUCAUCAAUCAAGCUUCAACUUUUACAGAAACCUUGCUCCAUGACUAUCAUUGAGAAAGUGGAUAAUCUGUCCUGUACUGCUGUGGAACUCGUAAUGCCUUCUGGAAAGUUAUUACAGAAGAGCAUAUUAGAGUAUGCCACAAAUCAAGAUGAUAGAAUCAAGAUUUCAGGACAAGAAGACCUCACAAAGCUACUUCAUAAAAACAAUGGAGAUCAUAUAUCCGGAGAGAGCAUGUUAUCUUUGUGUGUUGAAGAUGUUGAUGAUGUUGCUGUCAUUGUAUCACACGUUGAAACACCAAGCAACUUCUUCUGUCAGCAGCUAGUUAAUAGAUAUGAGUUUCAAAGACUACAAAAAGCAUUGACUGAAUAUUGUCAUAACUUGACUCUUGUAUCAAGUUAUAGACCAUCAGUUGAAGAAAUGUGCUGUGCCCAAUUCACAGAAGAUCACCAGUGGUACAGAGCUGUUGUGAUACGUUACUUCCCUGAGGAUAUUGCUCUGGUGGGGUAUGUAGAUUUUGGAAAUGUUGAAAAGCUUCAUUUGAGUCACCUGCGUCCAAUCAAAGAAGAACUGUUGGAAUUGCCACAUCAGGCAUUGAAAUGUGCUUUGGCUGAUGUAAAGCCAUUACAUGAUACUUGGUCUUCGGAUGCCAUAUUAAAGAUGAAAAGUCUGGUGAUGAAUAAAUGCCUAAAAUCCAAGACUGUAGCAAAGAAAGAGAACAUCUCAAUUGUGGAACUUGUAGAUGAAACAGCAAAUCCCAUUAUUAAUGUCAGUGAACAGUUAAUUGCUGCAGGGAUGGCUGUUAAAAAUGUUGAACAAAUUAUUCCCAUUUUGGAAAACAAAACAUUGGUUAGAAGUAAAAUGCAUGCAAAGUUGUGGAAGACUGUGGAGCUGCCAUUGAACUGUAUAGUACCCAUUAAGGUGAAAGAAAUAAUCAGCCCUGAAUUUGUCUUUGUUCAUGUUAUUGGCACUCAAGAUUGGAAUAAAUUAUGCUCACUGAAUAUUGAGUUGAAUGAACAAUGUAGAGCUCAACCAGAUAAUUCAGUAUUCAAGCCUGAAGUUGGUGAUGCUUGUUGUGUAAGACUUUCAGAUGACAAUUGCUGGCAUCGUGCAAUUGUACUGAAUUGUUCUGGAUCAGUAUUGAAAGUCAUCUGUGCAGAUUAUGGAAAUGUGGAAACUGUACCUCUUGAAAGGGUAAAAUAUAUUAAACCAGAACUGUUGAAACAUCCAGUUCAAGUUGCAAAGUUUUCACUAGCAGAUGUUGAACCAGAACUUGAUGAGUGGACUCCUGCAACCAGCAACUUCCUCAGAACUCUUCUGCUCGAUAAAAAUGUUUUGGCAACAGUUAGGGAGUUCGAUGGAAAUGUACACGUCGUUGAAUUGAUUGGGUAUUUUGAAGGUGCUGCCAUUAAGGUAUCUGAUAAGUUGGUAUCGGAAGGUCUGGCUAAAUCCUCUGAGGAAUCAACUAAAGAAGUUCAAACUCCGAGAAGUUGUUGUUGCCGAAAUCUUCAGAGCAGUGUGGAAGAAAUCAAGCAGCAACUUGCAGCACUAGUGAACAAAAAUAAUGCAACUAUUAUGUGAUUAAUAAAAAUGAAGAUAAGUCUACAUUUCAUUGAAAAAAUGACUAUUUAAAUAUUGGCCUUUGGCAUGUACAGAACAAUUAUAAAGAAACCCCAUUUUCAUUUAUUUUGUGUUCUUUGUAUAUGCUAUAUUAUUUCUUAGAAGUUUAAAACCAGUUCAAAAGCAAAGCCUAGGUGAAAGAAAUGCAAAGCAAUUGUCUAUUAGGAAGAAAGUAUUAACCUGUCAGAAAGAGAAAUCAUUCCUUCAUUGACCAUAGCCAGAAAAUUCUUCAUAGUAAUCAGAUCUUCAUAAAGCACAUUGUCAUGUCCUUGAUACCUUCCUCAGUUGAGAAUACUUGGUUACAUUUAUGGUGCAUAUCAUCCAACAUGUUUUGGAUGGUGUGAUGAGCCAUUGUAACAUUAUUGUUUUUACUUAGCACAUUCGGUGUCUUUCAAAGAAUAUUGUCAUAAUAAAAACUGCAAUUCAAUAUUUUCACAACCUCAGGAUGUACCAAGCUCUUUACGGUCUAUGAAAUACUAUUGAAGUAUGGUACUGUUGUAAUCUACUUUUGGUUGAUUUUUUUGAUUAUGAUAUUGCUGCACUGAAAUGCCAGUCUAAAUUGCAUUGGCAUUGCCAUUUAAUGGUAUUUCUUUCUGUCCAUGCGAACUUGGCGAACAGUCCCAUUCCCUCUUUUUCCCAGUAACCUACUUUUCCACAUUGCCCUCAACUCUCCUAAGAUUUUACCUCUUGGGUAUACACUAGGGACAAUCUACAGUGGCCAAUUAACCUACCAGUCUGCAUCUGUGGGACAUGGGAGGAAAUCCACGAGUCCCCAAAACAUGCAGACUCCACACAGACAGCACCUGGGGUCAGAAUUGAACCUGGGCAAUCCCAUGAGUCCCCAGAACAUGCAAACUCCACACAGACAGCAGUUUAGGUCAGGAAAUUGGAGCUGUAAGGCAGCAGCUCUAACAGUGGGACCAUGGUGAUUGAUUAAAAGCAGAUUUCAGAUCUGAGGUCUGCUUGAUCAUUGUUGUUAUAACCUGAGCCAAUUUUGUGCUUUACAGCAGUGAUGCCACUGAACUGACACUUUUUUGACCUCUGUUAAAUAUUCUACAACACACCAUUUGAAAUUCCAGUUAUAAUUCAUAAUGAACCAUGGCAAAGUUCAAAUUUCAAUGCUUUAUCUAUAUGGUUACUUUUUUAAAAACAAUUCUUAAAGGUAUUCUUCCUAGAAGCUACUUCUGCCUGAGAACUUUGCGAUUCCGCUGCACUGUCCAGCCAGAUCGUAGCUUUGUAGUAUUGCAUCCUGUUAUUAAGAAGAUAGUGGAAGCAAGCUUCUCAGCAUUCAUGAUGCCCGAUGUAAGUCCUCCUUACUCCUGUUCAAUUUUAGGAAGGAUUUUUCAUUCUCUUAAUACUAAAUUCCAGUAAGAUGGCACUCAUUUGUUGUGCUUUAAAGGUCAAUAAGAAUAAAAAAGAAGGAAAAAUGAAAGGGAAAUUAAGUGUGAACUGUCUUGCCAUAUUUGUAUCACUCAAAGAAUUCCAUAUUGGGUUAUAUUUCACUUAUCUGUUUGCUUUGUGACUUGGGUUAACCAUGUGAACUGCUCAGUGUUUUCUCGGCUGCUAAUGUGAUUUGUACAAUUAAAAAUGGAGCUAUUACUCAUUAAAAU